AUGUUCUCGUCAUCUGGGCCGGAGGCCAGAGCCUUUGAGCUGCUAGGAGAGCGCUGCACCCCAAACUAUACUCCUGGCUCCAAGCUAAGCAGGAAGAUCGUGGCCGCAAAGAAGACGAAAAAGUCUCUGGAGUCAAUCAACUCUAGGCUCCAGCUUGUGAUGAAAAGUAGAAAGUAUGUCUUGGGGUACAAACAGACUCUGAAGAUGAUCAGACAAGGCAAAGCGAAAUUGGUUAUCCUCGCCAACAACUGCCUAGCUUUGAGGAAAUCUGAAAUAGAGUACUAUGCCAUGUUGGCUAAAACUGGUGUCCAUCACUACAGUGGCAAUAAUAUUGAAUUGGGCACAGCAUGUGGAAAAUACUACAGAGUGUGCACACUGGCUAUCAUUGACCUAGGGGAUUCUGAUAGUAUUAGAAGCAUGCCAGAACAGACUGGUGGAAAAGCCCAAGUCAUGAGCCCAGCUGCAGAUGGGCAGAGGCCUGAGGCUCUGCAGUCCUUGCAGGAGUCCCCAGGCCUCGCAGCUGGCUGGCAAUCAACCUUGCCCGACUCCCAUGACCUGUAA
Molecule: messenger RNA, 561 nt
Organism: Acomys russatus (golden spiny mouse)
Lineage: Eukaryota; Metazoa; Chordata; Mammalia; Rodentia; Muridae
Product: 60S ribosomal protein L30-like
Exons: 3
Coding region: 1-561 (186 amino acids)
Cellular component (GO): cytosolic large ribosomal subunit
Molecular function (GO): RNA binding; structural constituent of ribosome
Source: RefSeq, a predicted model, not a curated record